AACUUCUUUGAUUCAAAGUACCCUGACUUUUAUACUCAUGGCAUUAAACAAUUACCACACAGAUGGCAACAAGUUAUUGAUAACAAUGACACUGUAAUAGGCUUUCAGAGAAUGAUCUUCCAAUAGAUUCUCAGUAAUCCACUGCAUUAAGAAUAGAAUAAUACAUCAGUUAUAUAAAAACCAAAUUUUUGUCUAACAAUGUUCACCGAUCGUUCGCUCGAUGCCGCAGGCUUUGAUUCACAAAUAUCAACUGCAAAGUCGGAAUCAUCAACGAAUGUACAAACAGCAGAGAUUGUUUAUAAUGAAAACCCGGUUCAAACAGUUGAAACAAGAAGCAUUGAGACUCAGACUAUUACUGUAGAGAAGAGAAAACCAAAUGUGGACUAUGAUAAAUUGGCACUGUUUUUAAAGAGAGUUACUCCAAGUAUAUUGGAAGCUUUAGAUGAGUCAUAUGGAACUGAUGCUUUUGAGGAUUACGAUACGAAGACUAGUGAAGAUUCUGUCACGAGCACACAGCUCGUGGAGAAAAUUAAUACAAGUGAACUGGAAUCACAUAUGAAAGUAACAGACAUGUGUUGGAGUAUUGGAGGAGGAACAUUAGUUGUUUCUUAUGGGAUUCCUUACCAUGAAACAUGGUGUGAUCACCUCUCUAAAAUACAACUAUACAAGCAGACAAAGGACGGUACUUUCAUAAACAGUCCACAUAAAACAUUGGAGACAAAUGCAUGUGUGACAACACUAGCUUAUCAUCCAACUGAACCAUCUAUUUUAGCAGUUGGUUUAUUUAAUGGUGAUGUUCUUGUUUGGAACUUGAGGGAUGAUGUAUCACUCACAUCAGUAUCAGUUUGCACUCAUGGUGAUACUGUAUCUCAAAUAUACUGGAAACCAAAAACAAUAAAUGAUGCAUCCUUGCUUGUUACUUCUAGUAAAGACGGUUAUAUUUAUUUCCAUAAAAUGGUAGCUAACUUUACCAUUGCUCAUGUAUAUACAAGAUUAAAAAUAGCUAAAGAACAUAAUCCAAUAGAGAAUAGAAGACCACGUAGUGCCGGUGGAUCUCGAGAACGUGCAGUGGAGUCUGGAUUAUGUAUUACCACGUUUGACUUUUCAUCCGUAGAUCCUAUAUUUUUUAUAGUUGGUACUCUAUGUGGUGGAAUAUAUAAAUGCAGUGUGGAGCGAAUUGCUCCUAUAGAAGGCGAUGGAACUCUUAUGGAUCCAGUGAUAGACGAAUACGAGAGGCACGAUGGAAGCAUUACUUGUAUCAAAUUCUCUCCUAUUCGUAACUUAUUCGUUACUUCUGGUACAGAUAAAGAAAUGCGUAUAUAUGACUUUGAAGAGCACACGUGCCUGCGAUCGAUUUCCUUUCAAAAUACAAUCGUGGGAUUAACUUGGAUGUUGGGAAAUCCAGAUGUAUUAGCAACUUAUGGCGCGGGUUCGAAUGUGAGAUUAUAUAAUAUUGCUGAUGGUACACCUGUAACUGCUAUAAAGUUUGAAACAUCCGACAGGGAUAAUACAAGUUGCUUGCGUGUGAACUCUAAAAAAGAUUUGGUGGCCAUUGGCGAUACGCAAGGAAACGUAGAAAUCUGGAAAAUUCCACGACAACUGCUUUAACGAAAAUGUAACAAACACUGCAGUAAAAUUUUCUUUAAUUCAGAAAUUAUACUAGAAAAACACGUACCCUGCUUUUUUAUAAGUGUCACACAAAUAUAUAUUUGUUAAAUAUAUGACACUUUUAUACAAAAAUA
Molecule: messenger RNA, 1742 nt
Organism: Megalopta genalis
Lineage: Eukaryota; Metazoa; Arthropoda; Insecta; Hymenoptera; Halictidae
Source: RefSeq, a predicted model, not a curated record